AUGGAAUAUGCAGCUGUCAAUUUUGUUCCCACAAUCCAUCACGAUACAUAUGCCCGUAUAGAUCCCUCCAAGGCAGAUCUCAGUGGCAGAAAUGUCCUCAUCACAGGCGCGUCGAGGGGUCUCGGCAAAGCGAUGGCAGUAUCAUACGCCAAAUCAGGCGUCGCUGGUAUCGUCCUCCUGGCCAGGUCUGACUUGUCUUCGGUCGAAAGCGAGCUCCUAGAAGUCGCGAAGGAAGCCGGUCACUCACCACCAAAGAUUCUGUGCCUAACAGCAGAUGCAACAGACAGAGCAGCAGUCGAGAAGGCCGCCGAAGAACUCGCCUCUUCGUUCGACAGCAUUGACAUCCUAAUCAACAACGCUGGCUAUCUGGAGACUUUCAAGCCCUGGGCGGACACUGACCCGGACGAGUGGUGGAAGGUUUUCGAGGUCAACGUCAAGGGCGUCUACCUUACCACACGGUCAUUCCUGCCACUGGUGCUGAAAAGCAAGGAGAAGACCGUCGUCAUGGUGUCCAGUAUAGGAGGCGUAGCCACCAGAGCAGGAGCUUCGGCGUAUCAAACCACCAAGACAGCGGUUCUGCGUCUGAACGAUUUCCUCAUGGCCGAAUAUGGUCAGCAGGGACUCUUGGCUUUCGGUAUUCAUCCUGGAGGUGUCAUGACCGAACUUGCAAAGGUCAUGCCAAAGGAGUUGCACGGCAACUUGCAAGACACUCCUGAACUGGCUGGCGACACGAUAGUGUUUUUAACCCAAGAGCGUAGAGAAUGGCUGGCGGAUCGAUAUAUCAGCGUCAAUUGGGACGUGGAUGAGCUGUUGAGCAAGAAGGACGAGGUUGUCAAGAAUGACUUGCUCAAAGUUAGAUUACGCUGCUAG
This is a messenger RNA of Exophiala viscosa, 870 nucleotides long. RefSeq names its product NAD-P-binding protein. The transcript has 3 exons. NCBI's taxonomy places the organism in Eukaryota, Fungi, Ascomycota, Eurotiomycetes, Chaetothyriales, Herpotrichiellaceae. The coding region runs from base 1 to 870 and encodes 289 amino acids. Gene Ontology annotation, molecular function: oxidoreductase activity. Gene Ontology annotation, cellular component: cytosol. The record is from RefSeq and is a predicted model, not a curated record.